AUCAAAGAACCAAAUUAUUUUAUGAAAGAAAAUAGAUUGAUUCUUUAAAGCCAUCCAUCUCUUCUGCGCUUGAAACAGAAACAAGAAAGUUCAUUGCUCUUAUCUUCCUUCAAGAGCCCAAAAAAAAAAAAAAAGAAAAAAUCAGUUUAUGAAAUAUGGUGGAUGCUGUAGUGUCAUUUGUGGUGGAGAGGACUGGGGACUAUCUCAUCAAAAAAGCAGCCUUGUUAAGUGGAGUGAAAGAUGAAGUGGAGUCACUGAAAAAAGAACUGGAAUGGAUGAAUUGUUUCACAAAGGAUGCUGAGGAGAAACAAGCUGGCAACUCUAUGAUAGAACAGUGGGUGUCUGACAUACGAGAAAUUGCUUAUGAUUUUGAGGAUGUCUUAGAUGAAUUCAAGCUCCAAGUCGGUGACAAAGAUGAAGAAGGAGAGUCUUCAGAAAGAAAGCGCGGAUUCUUUACUGCCAUUGGGAAAUCGGUUAGGGAGAAGGUAACUACGUACAAUAUAGGCAAGAAGAUUGAAUCUCUGAAAAAGAAACUCAGUGAUGUUUCUCGUAGAUGUGAAUUAUAUGGCCUAAGAGACAUCAAUAUCAAGAGGGACGAAGACAGCCAUGCUGUUAGAAGAAUGAAACAGCUGAGAAGAACCACCUCCUUUUCCUUAGAAGUGAACGUAGUUGGUUACCAGGAUGAGAUCAAAAAACUGUUGGAUAAACUGCUUGAUAAUGAGCCAAGGCGUUAUGUGAUCUCUAUUUGGGGCACCGGUGGCUUGGGCAAAACAACCCUUGCAGGAAAACUUUAUAAAAGCAGUGAAAUCAAACAAAAAUUUCAUUAUAGUGCUUGGGUUUCUGUAUCUCAGCAGUACCAACUUGGAGAUCUGCUUCGAAAAAUUAUAAAAUCUUUCGGUUUUUCUGUGGAGGAAUUGGAGAGAAUGAGUGAGGAAGAUUUGGGGGACCACGUUAAUAAAUCUUUGCAAGGGGGCAAAUAUUUGGUGGUAAUUGAUGAUGUAUGGGACCAAGGUGCAUGGCGAACCCUCCGAAAGGCCUUUCCAGACAAUGAGAACGGUAGCAGAGUGAUUAUUACCACUCGCAGCAAAGAUGAUGCAGAGCUUUCAGAUGAAAGAACUUUUGUACAUAAACUUCGUUUUUUAAAGUCAGAUGAGAGUUGGCAGUUAUUCUAUGAUAAAGCUUUUUGGAAUUCAAGUCCAGAAGGUGAAGAACAACUGAUGCUGGGAAGAGAGAUGGUAGAAAAAUGUCGCGGUCUACCACUUGCCAUUGUUGUAUUGGGUGGUUUACUUUCAACAAAGAACUUACGCGAAUGGAAGUCGGUACGAAAAAAAAUGUGGAAAAAAUUAAGUGCUGGUUCUCUUGAGAUAACAUAUUUGUUGGAUUUAAGCUUUGAUGAUUUACCUUAUCAAUUGAAGUUAUGUUUUCUCUAUUUAAGUCAAUUUCCAGAAGACUCUGAAAUCAACACAGAUAGGCUGAUUCGCUUGUGGGAGGCUGAGGGUUUCAUACCGCACAGCGAAGAAAUAAUGGAAGAUGAGGCUCGCAAUUACUUGAAUGAGUUGAUUAAUAGGAGCCUCAUUCAAAAAGAGAAAACGUUGUUGGGCAAGGUUGUAACAUGUCGAAUUCAUGAUCUGUUGAGGGAAUUAACGAUUCGAAAGGCAACAGAGCUCAACUUUAUGCAUAUUUACGAUGGAAUCGAAAACUCAUCAACUCACUCUUCCAGGCAACCAUGUCGACGACAAGUGUACUCUGGGAUGAAAGGGACCAUGUGCCUUCGACAGUGUACUCCGGUCUUGCGUUCUCUUUUGUUGUUUCAUCUCUUUGAAGAAGGUCCAACACCACAGAAAUUCGCAUCAACUUUGUGCAAAAAAUUCAGGUUUCUAAGAGUGCUCGAGUUUGACGGUCUCCCGAGAGAAUUUGACUUCUCCUUACCCAAGAAUAUUGAUAAGUUGGUUCACUUGAAGUAUUUAGGUUUGAGGCACACUUGUAUUAAAGGUAUUCCGAAAUCGAUUCUCAACAUGUCGAAUCUAGAAACUCUGGUCUUACAAGAUGAUAAGGGCGGUGAAAUAUCUCUACAAGGGAACCUUACCAGGCUGAAAAAUUUGAGACAUCUGAUUGGAAACUUCACAAAGUAUUGUCUGUGCAUAAACAAUAUGACAAAUCUUCAAACUCUUCAAUCAAGUGAACUAUGCAACUUUAACUUAUGCAAAUCCAGAAACUUUGGUUAAUCUUCGAGAGCUACACCUUUCUCUUAUCUAUAAACGUGAGUUGAACUUCACUUUCGAUCCUAUUGCCAGACUGAAAAGCAUUCAAAUUUUAUCGGUUCAUUUACAAGAGAAUCAAACUUUUCCUGCAUUUGAGCCGCUCUCUGAUUGCCUGCAUCUCCGAGACUUAAGCUUAAUAGGGAAGAUAGAGAAACUACCAGAAGAUAUGCAGGUACUUUUGCUGAAUGUUGAAAGCCUAUCAUUACAUGAGUCCAGACUCGUAGACGACCCGAUGCCAGUAUUGGAGAAGAUGUUGAACCUCGCAAUACUUGAGUUAGGCCCUGGUUGUUAUCGUGGAAAGAAGAUGGUGUGCACGGCAAAUAGUUUUCCUCGGGUUGAAAUUUUAGUUAUUGAUUGUAAUUUGGAGGAGUGGCGGGUAGAGGAAGGAGCUCUACCUGUGCUUACACGUUUGAAGUUGGGAUGGUACAAACAACAAUACCAACUUCCAGAAAGAUUGAAACAGAAGCUUGACAGAGAGUAAUGCUACUUCAAAAUCGAUCUUUGAGGUGAUUGUUUGUGUUUGUACUUUGUUUUCUUUCAAAUUUUAUUCAUCUUCUGUCGGCCGGCUUUUGAGUUUGAGCAUUUGUAUUGUAUUUAUGGAAUAGAUUUUUAUUGUUUCAGUUUUGAAUAAAGCUUGUGGGUUCUGUAUCAGCUUACAGAAACAAGAAUGCAGUAGCAAAUACUAUGUGUAAUAUGGAAAUGUGGAGCGAACAGAGGAGAGAGUAAGGAGAUUAGCAGAACCUUUUUCUGCCUUCUCUUUAUUAUUAGUAUUUUUCCAUUAAUGUUGUCAUUCAAAAGCAUUAUUCAUGAAAUAAACUUAUUAAUGAUUA
Mangifera indica (mango) is the source of this 3091-nucleotide messenger RNA. RefSeq names its product putative disease resistance RPP13-like protein 3. Gene Ontology annotation, biological process: defense response to other organism. The coding region runs from base 156 to 2225 and encodes 689 amino acids. Gene Ontology annotation, molecular function: ADP binding. The record is from RefSeq and is a predicted model, not a curated record. Lineage: Eukaryota; Viridiplantae; Streptophyta; Magnoliopsida; Sapindales; Anacardiaceae. The transcript has a single exon.